Triticum urartu is the source of this 2941-nucleotide messenger RNA. RefSeq lists its product as uncharacterized. NCBI's taxonomy places the organism in Eukaryota, Viridiplantae, Streptophyta, Magnoliopsida, Poales, Poaceae. The record is from RefSeq and is a predicted model, not a curated record.
UGUCUGCGCCUAAGCUGUCCCUCGGAAUGGGCCGAGCCGCACUGCCGCGCGCAGAAUUCGUGGAGCAAGCUCCAAAAAAAAUGGAGGGGGCAGAGGAGGGGCGGAGCGCCGCCGGCCACACCAAGAUCUCGUCGACCACGGGAGGGGCGGCGCGGCCACGAUCUCGGCGACCACGAGAGGGGCGGCGCGUCUCCACUGCCUUCUAGCCACACGGGCGGUCCGACAACUGCAGAUUUUCCACGGGAGUGGAGCACGAGCGCGGCGGCGACUCCUCCAGCGACCACGGCGGUGACCCCUUUUUCCUUUUCAAUCCCGGUUUAACUCCUGAUUCGGCUCCCCUCCCCCAACCCUAGUUCCCCCCUGGCUCUCUUCUAGGGAGUUCGUCAUGGUGGUUCUGCUCCGUCUCGGGGUCUGCAAUCCGAGCCCAGCUGGGAGUCGGCUGAGCCUCUCACUUCAUAAAUAUGAGGGAUUCGAAAACCUCUCAUUUUAUCGCCAGAUCCAGUUAGAGCCGGAAGAUCGAUUGGAGAAAACAUGUCUAAGCGUCAGCACUCGCACCUCGACGUCGCCCGCACUGGCAAAAGGCCGCGUGGUGUGCCAAAGAAGCACCUCUACCUGGUGCUGGAUGAUUGGCAUAAGGGCUUCAGCAUCCGCAAGAUCGACGUCGACGCCUUGCAGGACACCACCACCGACCUGCACCAUGGGUUCCCCGACCCUGCUGCUCUCCGGUUGGUCGCACCGGUAAAACGUCUUCACAUGGACUUCGCCACCAUGGGCAGUGACAUCUUCAUCACCACCAACCCAUGCUGCCCGCACACUCCCACCCUCGUGUUCGACACCGAGACGGCCGGGCUCACCAUGGGCCCCUGCCCACCGGUUCGACUCAUUGACAGGACCACCUUCACCGUGGCCGCCGGCGGCAUGAUGUACGCGUUGACACAUCGCCAUGUCCACGAGCAGCACUCUUUCGAGGCCAUGUCAUGGGCGCCAAUGGACAAGGACGAGCCGUGGCCGAGCCCAACCAUGAGGUGGUCCUGGAAAAGCGUGCCCUCGCCGCCACCAUUCGCCAUGGAUGACGUGAUCACCUCCUACGCGCUGCACCCGGACGGGCACACCAUAUUCAUGUCCGCACACGACAUACGCUAUCAUCAUCUUCCAAAGGGCACCUUCUCCUUCGACACCAGGACUUCCAAGUGGAGGUUGCAUGGGGAUUGGGCUCUACCAUUCCAAGGGCAAGCACACUACGACGACGGGCUAGACGCAUGGGUCGGGCUUCACAAGGACGGGUACAUCUGCUCCUGUGAAGUCGCCUCCCGCAGCAGCACAAGUGCGGUGGAGCCCGAGUGGAAGGUGACCAGGGAGAAGCUGUUCCACAAGGACCCGGAGAGGCGGCUGGCAUUUGCGAGGCCCAGUCUCGCCUACAUGGGCGACGGCAGCUUUUGCCUUGUGGAGUCUGUGCUACGCGAGGGAGUGGAGUUUAAGUGCGCCUUCGGUGACCGUGACGGCUGUGUGCUCCACUUGAGCAUGUUUGGUCUUAAGUAUGAUCGUAGGGGACAACUGCAAACCACGCGCCACCACACUAACUCCUAUGUAGUCUCUAAGCAUCUCGAGACAGUUUCUCCUGUAGUCUUCUGGAUGUAGAGCUAUUUGUUGACAUGUUUUAUGCAAACCAUGUCCGAGAGUAAUGUACGCUAUGUAUUAUUAUAUGUGGGCACUAUAAAGAGAAAUAAAAAAGAAGUCCACUUCUCUUGGCAUUUUUGUGGAACAUGAGUGAUUAUUUUUGCAUAACUGUUCUUGAAAGCACAGUUAUGUUUGCAUCUCUAAACCAUGUUAGUAGUAUGUAGCUUGUAUAUUUGCAUCUCUAAACCUAUGGUUGUUUACUACCAAGCCUAUUUGGCAGAGCAGCUAUGUUUGUACAUGUGAUUUUAUCUUCUAUAUCUACACUUAUUUUGGAAUGGAGGGAGUAUAUUUUUCUGCACAUGCAUGCUUCCACAUAACCUAUUGAUUUGGGGUUCAAAAAAUCGUGUCUUUUCUAUCUGAGUGGGUAGAACCACCGAGGCAAAACCAUGAAAAGAAUUAAAGAUAUAUGUUCUUGUGUCUAUGAUGGGAUGAUGGUUCAGAGUUGUUCUUUUAGAUAAGCUUGGGGCUCCUCUGUUUUGAUAUGUAGCGCUCUAGUAAUUUAAAUGAUUCAAAUUCCUGAACCACAGUGUAUUGCCUCUGUUGGGAAGCAAGUAGUGUGGUUUUAGUUCAAACUGGAACUAAAACCACGUCAGUUAUUUCUGAAUGGAGGGAGUACUUGUUUUGUACCCCUCCGUCCCAAAAUAAGUGUCUCAACUUUGUACUACCUUUAGUGCAAAGUUGUACUAAGUUUGAGACACUUAUUUUGGGACGGAGGGAGUGUACAACAACUAUGCACUGAAUGAUCUGACCUAUAUUAUAUACAUGAUGAGGAAGAAAAUAGGGUAUAUAUACUUGCUAUUCUGCUGCUGGGCAACUAACUUAACUGGCGAACAUGAAAGGCACACAGCAACUGAUGGUACCAGAAAAUUUCAUUGGCUGCUACACAGGCCAGGUGUUUGCUCUGCUGCUAGUUAAACACUUAAACUACAGCAGCUCAGGGCUAGCCAUGUGUGCGUGCGUGUUUUUUCCUCUGUAGGAUUUUAACCUCGGAUGAAAUUCCAUGGUUCGGUGGUCCGGGCGUAGUUUCUGAUGCAGACCGCACAUCCAUCAAAAGCCACAAUGCAACUCAACUUUUAUUUCUCUUACUUGGUUUCACUAAGAUGCGUUAUUGCAAGCUAUUCAUCGUUUUUCAGUUUUGAGCUAUGAGAAGAUUACUUAUUUCCUAUAUUGUAGCUAUAACAGUUUUUAGUGUCCCAUCUUUCUAGUCUCCUGUGUUGAACAGAGACAUAGUGUUGAAUCAAUUGUGUGAUCUCUUUUUCUAUGU